AUGAUCAUAUCUCUCUCUGGUCGACUCUCUCGCACACAUCAAUAUUGGAAGACUAAGAUCGAAAAACAUGGAGGAAAAGUCGCAAAUCAUGUAAUCGGAGUGACGUGUGUAGUCGUGUCAUCUUCUGAACGAGAUCGAGGAGGAUCGUCGAAAGUUACAGAAGCAUUAGAGCGAAGUAUUCCAGUAGUACGUGAAGCAUGGCUGAACGAUAGCAUCGAGAAAGACGAACCACAGCCACUGGACGCUUACGACGUCGUUAGCGAUCUCGCUGUUGACGGAAAAGGAAUUCCAUGGGACAUGCAAGAUCCAAGUCAAGAAGCGCUAGAAUCUCUAAACGCCGAAAUCAAGGUGUAUGGAAAGAGAGGCGUACACAAGGAUAGCAAAUUAGACAAAGAAGGCGGUGUGAUCUUCGAGAAAGACGGAAUCAUAUACAACUGUGCUCUUUCUGUAAGCGAUAGAGGAAGAAAAGUUAACGAGAUCUGCGUGAUGCAACUGAUAAUGGUGCCGGAGAAUCGGAUCCAUUUGUAUUACAAAAGAGGGAAAGUCGGAGCAGAUCCACGAGCAGAAGAAAGAGUAGAAGAAAAGAAGAACGUCGAUGAAGCAAUCAAAGAGUUCGCUGAAAUGUUCGAGGAGUUGACUGGUAAUGGAUUCGAACCAUGGGAACGAGAGAAGAAGAUUCAGAAAAAGCCGCGAAAGUUUUACCCGAUUGACAUCGACGAUGGUUAUGACGUCAGAUAUGGAGGUCUAGGGUUACGUCAGCUUGGAGCAGCUGCAGCUCACUGCAAGCUUGAUCCGUUUGUCGCUAAUUUCAUGAAAGUGCUCUGUGGUCAAGAGAUUUACAGGUAUGCGUUAAUGGAGAUGGGACUUGACGCACCUGAUCUUCCUGUCGCCAUGCUCACCGAUUUCCAUAUACAAAAAUGUGAAGAAACUUUACUUGAAUUUGUUGAGAAGCUAUUCAAGACGAUAGAAGGGGAAGAAGACAAACCUAGCGCUGUGUGGUCAGACUUCAGUCAACGAUGGUUCACACUGUUGCACUCUACACGACCUUUUAUCUUCAGAGAUCAUCAAGAUCUUGCAGACCAUGGUGCAUCUGUGCUUGAAACUGUGAGGGAUAUAAAUGUUGCUUCAAGGAUUAUAGAAGAUAUGAGUGGAUCCACCAUUGAUGACCCGUUAUUUGAUAGAUACAAGAAACUCGGUUGCUCAAUUUCACCUUUGGAGAAGGAAUCAGAUGACUACAAUAUGAUUCUUAAAUACGUUGAAAAAACCUACGAGCCUGUGAAAGUUGGGGAGAUUAGCUAUGGGAUAUCUGUUGAGAAUGUGUUUCAAGUGGAAGUAGGUGCAGGACCUUCUUAUGAUGAUAUCAAAAAACUCCCAAAUAAAGUUCUUCUAUGGUGUGGGACACGAAGUUCGAAUCUAUUGAGGCACUUGCAUAAAGGAUUCUUGCCAGCUGUAUGCACACUCCCUGUUUCUGGAUACAUGUUUGGUAGGGCGAUUGUGUGUUCUGAUGCGGCUGCAGAAGCUGCAAGGUAUGGGUAUACAGCUGUGGAUAGGCCAGAAGGUUUUCUAGUUUUGGCUGUGGCUUCUUUGGGGAAGGAAAUUACAGAAAUAACCUCGGUGCCUGAAGAUACGGAGUCUUUAGAGGAGAAAAAGGCAGGAGUGAAGGGUUUAGGAAGGAAGAAAACCAAUGAAAAAGAGCAUUUUGUUUGGAAGGAUGAUAUCAUGGUGCCAUGUGGUAGUUUGGUUGAAUCUGAGCAUAAAGAUAGUCCUCUCGAGUAUAAUGAGUAUGCUGUUUAUGAUCCUAAACAGGUGAUGAUAAGGUUUUUGGUUGGAGUGAAGUUUGAAGAACAAGAUGUUGUGUAUGAGGAAGUUGAUCCAGCUGGUGCUGAUACUCCUGUUGAGUAAAGAUGGUUGAUGUGGGUAAAGGGUUUUUUGGUCUUUUCUAAAAAGAUAGGAACUUUAGGGGUAGUAUGGUCUAUUUUGAUGUAAAAAUCAUUGAUGUCAUUUUGCAAUAUGUUUGGGCAUCAUGUGGUAGUACUAUACUAUCGGCUAUAUAUGUGUUUAUGUACUUGGUUCUAUGAAUAUAUAUAUCUACUCAUUGUAUAUAUUUUGGUUUUUACUUCAUUUCAAUGACUAGAAGUAAUUUAAUGUCUACAUAUUUUUUAUCUCUCAACAAUUAAAAUGUUUCAUAUAGAAAUCUGAGAAAAGAAGAGUGGGAAUUGGGAAUUGAGUAACGUGUGUAAAAGAAGCUACAAUGAGACGAUGACAAUGUGUCAUCUGUGAAUAGUUACAGGAGGGAACUUGAACUUAUCUGAAACGAAAGGGAUGGCUUCAGGGUUUGCGACUAGAUCUUCAUACAGAUCAUAUUCUGCUUCAUAAUCGUGUAAACUAAG
Messenger RNA from Lactuca saligna, 2390 nucleotides. Lineage: Eukaryota; Viridiplantae; Streptophyta; Magnoliopsida; Asterales; Asteraceae. The record is from the annotation of a GenBank genome assembly.